Molecule: messenger RNA, 4549 nt
Organism: Rhinopithecus roxellana (golden snub-nosed monkey)
Lineage: Eukaryota; Metazoa; Chordata; Mammalia; Primates; Cercopithecidae
Gene: GALNT2
Product: polypeptide N-acetylgalactosaminyltransferase 2
Exons: 16
Coding region: 87-1802 (571 amino acids)
Cellular component (GO): Golgi apparatus
Source: RefSeq, a predicted model, not a curated record
CUCCUCCCCCGGCCCCCACCGCGCCCGCGGCCGGCCCAGGCAGCACUCGCGAGCAGCGGCGGCCCGCCGGCGGCCGAGUUAGGAGAAUGCGGCGGCGCUCGCGGAUGCUGCUCUGCUUCGCCUUCCUGUGGGUGCUGGGCAUCGCCUACUACAUGUACUCGGGGGGCGGCUCCGCGCUGACCGGUGGCACGGGCGGCGGCGCCGGCAGGAAGGAGGACUGGAAUGAAAUUGACCCCAUUAAAAAGAAAGACCUUCAUCACAGCAAUGGAGAAGAGAAAGCACAAAGCAUGGAGACCCUCCCUCCAGGGAAAGUACGGUGGCCAGACUUUAACCAGGAAGCUUAUGUUGGAGGGACGAUGGUCCGCUCCGGGCAGGACCCUUACGCCCGCAACAAGUUCAACCAAGUGGAGAGUGAUAAGCUGCGAAUGGACAGAGCCAUCCCUGACACCCGGCAUGACCAGUGUCAGCGGAAGCAGUGGCGGGUAGAUCUGCCGGCCACCAGCGUGGUGAUCACAUUUCACAAUGAAGCCAGGUCGGCCCUGCUGAGGACUGUGGUCAGUGUGCUUAAGAAAAGCCCACCGCAUCUGAUAAAAGAAAUCAUCUUGGUGGAUGACUACAGCAAUGAUCCUGAGGACGGGGCUCUCUUGGGGAAAAUUGAGAAAGUGCGAGUUCUUAGAAAUGAUCGACGAGAAGGCCUGAUGCGCUCACGGGUUCGGGGGGCCGAUGCUGCCCAAGCCAAGGUCCUGACCUUCUUGGACAGUCACUGCGAGUGUAAUGAGCACUGGCUGGAGCCCCUCCUGGAGAGGGUGGCCGAGGACAGGACUCGGGUUGUGUCACCCAUCAUCGAUGUCAUUAAUAUGGACAACUUUCAGUAUGUGGGGGCAUCUGCUGACUUGAAGGGCGGUUUUGAUUGGAACUUGGUGUUCAAGUGGGAUUACAUGACGCCUGAGCAGAGAAGGUCCCGGCAGGGGAACCCAGUCGCCCCUAUAAAAACCCCCAUGAUUGCUGGUGGGCUGUUUGUGAUGGAUAAGUUCUAUUUUGAAGAAUUGGGGAAGUACGACAUGAUGAUGGAUGUGUGGGGAGGAGAGAACCUAGAGAUCUCGUUCCGCGUGUGGCAGUGUGGUGGCAGCCUGGAGAUCAUCCCGUGCAGCCGUGUGGGACAUGUGUUCCGGAAGCAGCACCCCUACACGUUCCCGGGUGGCAGCGGCACUGUCUUUGCCCGAAACACCCGCCGGGCAGCAGAGGUCUGGAUGGAUGAAUACAAAAAUUUCUAUUAUGCAGCAGUGCCUUCCGCUAGAAACGUUCCUUAUGGAAAUAUUCAGAGCAGAUUGGAGCUUAGGAAGAAACUUAGCUGCAAGCCUUUCAAAUGGUACCUUGAAAAUGUCUAUCCAGAGUUAAGGGUUCCAGACCAUCAGGAUAUAGCUUUUGGGGCCUUGCAGCAGGGAACUAACUGCCUCGAUACUCUGGGACACUUUGCUGAUGGUGUGGUUGGAGUUUAUGAAUGUCACAAUGCUGGGGGAAACCAGGAAUGGGCCCUGACGAAGGAGAAGUCGGUGAAGCACAUGGAUUUGUGCCUUACUGUGGUGGACCGGGCACCGGGCUCUCUGAUAAAGCUGCAGGGCUGCCGAGAAAAUGACAGCAGACAGAAAUGGGAACAGAUCGAGGGCAACUCCAAGCUGAGGCAUGUGGGCAGCAACCUGUGCCUGGACAGUCGCACAGCCAAGAGCGGGGGCCUGAGCGUGGAGGUGUGCGGCCCAGCCCUCUCGCAGCAGUGGAAGUUCUCGCUCAACCUGCAGCAGUAGGAGGGCCCGGGAGGCCCUGCCGUCCUGUCUCCUGCACCAUCGGGUGGAGUCUGGUGAUCACAUUAUUGAUUAUGUUUCUUAAACUUUCCGCGAAACUAAUAUACCUCAGUAUUCCAUCAUGGUCUGAAAGUCGAACUUCGGCAAGGCACGGACGACUGUGCAGACGCAACAGCGGCAAGAAGCGAGAACUGCCCUCCCCCUCCUCUCGGUGCAGCCCAGCUGGGCCCCCUUCCCCAGGCCGGAGUGCCCCUCUUCCUUCCAGCUUUCACUUCCGCUGGCUUUGCAACUGAGUGACAUCCAGCAAUGGCCGACCGGGGAGUGGUAGAAGAAGCAACUGAAGGAACGCAUGCGAGCUGAGGGCAGGGCGGGAGGAGGGGGCACACAUGCCCAGGGGAGCGAGGAGAACUCUUGAAAUCUCCAUUUUCGAUCCCAUCGAAAUCACAUACGGUUUCCACAAAGCCGAGUCGUGUCACGUGGCAGGUUUACGUCGAUAGCCCCUCUCUCUGCUCCGUUCCCAAGUGUCUUCCUGGUCCAGACUCCCCUCCACCUGAUAUACUUGCUAUAUCUGAGGAUGAAGUUGUCUAAGGUGGGACGCUAAAUAUAAAGCUAUAUAGAGAAAGAAUGUACGGUCAGUUCCCUAUGGUUUCUGUAGGAAGAAUGUGCGGUCAGUUCCCUAUGGUUUCUGUAGAAAGAAUGUACGGUCAGUUCCCUAUGGUUUGUGUAGGUCAUCAUCAUCUUGUAAAUUCCCCACAAAGCCGUUCGCAGCUUCCGGGAGAAGGGGCCAGAGCCCAGUGGGGCCAGGUUCUCACGGAGGGAGGAGGUGGCCUUUGUCCCCUGGAGCCCGAUCAGCCAGUUGGUGCUACUGCUGUGGCCAGCUGGGGGGGCUUCCUCCAGACCACCGGCCUCAGCCCGGGCAUCUGUGUUGGGCGUCAGUCAGCCUGAGAGUCACUACUGUGUGUCAGAAUCCACUCUGUGUGCUAUGCGUAUCUGUGAACCUGGAGGGGUUACUUAUUUUGACAGAUAUCACUUUGGGUCUUUUUACAUUAAAUUUCUUUUCUUUAAGGAAUAUAAACAACACCCCAUAGCUCCCAAUGUGAGCCAGCGAUACCGCUGCCCCCUGGCGACAGGGCAGACCAAUGAUGCCAGGCAGCUGUCACACGCUAGCAUUGGCCUCAUUGUGAUCUCAGCCCUGCAUGCUGGGCCUUCAGAAUUAAUGGCCAGCAGUGUCAGGGAUGAGCCUCUCAGCCUGGGCACAGGCCUGGCUCACAGCCCUGCACACCUGCUGGCCUGGGGAUCUCCAGCCAGGCAACGAGUCCUGCCCCGCCCGCAGCCCCCUCCCACACCCCACCUGGCCAACGUGACUGCUUCAGGGGGCUUUGGGGAAAGAAUUAGGAAGGGUCAGAACCAAACAAUACCUGCUCAUUUACACUGAGGAUUCAGGACAGGAGACAAGAGCCUUGGGGUCCUGUUAAACCACAGACAGUUAUGAACCAAAAGUCAUAAUGGGGAGAGGUGCCUGGCGUCUGCCUGGGUGCUCAGCAAUGUUCCUCGUCACCCCGCCACUCUGUGGUUGGUGCCCUGCUUCCUCCUCCAUUCCCAGCCGCCUUCUCCAGCACCGCACACACAGAUGCUCAGUCUCAAAGAGAGGCUGGCACGGCCUGGCAGUCCGAGAAAAGCAUCAGAUAGGCACACCUGCAGGCCCCUCGGAGGGACAGCGGCGGCCUUGGAGUUAGGAGCCGCCCUGGGAGGUUGUGCCAGUGCCAUGCUCCUCCCUGUGUCUUGUAUGAAAGAGGCCACUGUGUGUCCUCCUCCCCGGCAGGAGCCCCAUGGGUGUGCACUGUCGGACAGCGGCCCAAGGUGGAAGCCUGGCUGGAGGCCUGCCCUAUAGGUCUUCUCUUCCCGCCUCCCCUGCCAUGCAACCAGAUGUGUCCUGAGUGGGCAGUGUGGCCCCACACCGGAGUAACUCCGCACGCUUCUGUCUUUCACAGUGGGCUCUUUGGGGGAGCCUGAGGAAAACCCCCUUAGGUACCCGUGCAAGGCUGUGGAAUGCAGGCCAGAGCAGGGCAUGCUUAGCCCCCAGCACCCAGGUUCUUUUGUCAGACCCUGUCACCCGCAAGCUACUACUGCUGUUAGGAGGGGAAAAAAAUGGAUGAAUCUGGCUUGUUUUAAAAUCAAGUUUUUUGAUUAAUCCCUUGCCCCCACACCUUCACCCUGCCCGCACCCCCAGGUCCUUUCAGCCUUCGUGUCAUCAGAUAUGUCUACCCAGGCCCUUGUGCGGCCAUGCCCUGGGGGCAGCGUCCUCUCCCUGAGCUGGGGGAUGGCUUUGGAUGGUCCGGGUGUCAAGAGCAGAGGUGGGCUGGGGAGGGGUCCUUUGCGGUGAGCUAUGUUUACAUGACACAGUGUGCCAAAGUGACUUACUGUGGUUGCGUUAUUUUUUAGUCAUCGGGACUAUCCCACCCUCCAAAUCCUGUUUUUAAAACUCAGAAUUCUUUCCUAAGAGCCCUUCGAGCAAAGCGUGCCGAAGUGAGUUGUCUUCUCUGUGGUGGUCCUUUCUUAUGUCUUCAUAAAAGCUCAGAUGAUGGUAUCUGUGAGUAUGUUUUGCAAAUUCAAAAUAUAGUUUGGUAAUUUUUUUUUCCAGUUGAUUUUUAAAAAGAACUGCUGUACAGAGCUUGUACUUUGUCCAUUUUAUAGAUGGAAACCAUCCUUGAAAAUUGUUUAACUUAAAUAAAGAGAAGAUACUUUCUAGA